Messenger RNA from Lachancea mirantina, 2103 nucleotides. The record is from the annotation of a GenBank genome assembly. NCBI's taxonomy places the organism in Eukaryota, Fungi, Ascomycota, Saccharomycetes, Saccharomycetales, Saccharomycetaceae.
AUGUCACUUUCGUAUGAGAAAUACAUGAAUCUGGUGUACAAUUUGAACUAUAUCAAUGAGCCGGUGCCGAAGGAAAUAGCCCGAAAGAUUGUGUCUAAUGCGGUGUCACCUGUGGUUACAGUUACUUCUACAAAUACCCUCGACGGUCAUAUUUACGAGUGUUACAAGCUUGAUUCGCUGUAUAUGCUCUUGCGUUACUUUGGGGACUGCAUAACUGAUCGAGAUCAAAGUGAGGAACAUAUAAGACGCUCUGAAACCGGCAGAGUGCGAUCAAACAGUGUAUUUUUGCGCGACUCUCCUCAGUUUAUUAGGUUCACCAGACCUUUACCAGAUUUGAUUGGAACACGCAACGAGAAUGACCUACUUUUCGAUUAUCAUUCGUUGGAAGUGUUUCUGGCGAAUUACCUCGACAUGGUUGACGCACACACGACUUGGGAAACACCACAUUCAUUACUGCAGCAUUCGACAUAUCACAAGUUCUUCACCGCUGCUAUAUCCUCUAAUUCAUACUUAUCUCCAUACGAAUCGUUCAACCACCCAGUGGUUUCAUUGCUGGCGAUCGACGUUGCCAGGGGGGAGAACUACGACGAUGCUAGAGAUCUGUUGAUACAUUUCAAAAAUUUGCACAAUAGUACGCCCAAUUUCCCUACUUCCAUUAACAUAAAUGACAUUUUACCCGUGUUUCUUCUAUGCUACGAUGAAAACUCGCGCUCCCAGUUCGAGUUGUGCCAAGCCUUGGUGAAAACCCUCAAGAAGCAAUUGUUUGUCGAAAGCAUUCUUUUGCCGCUCUGGAAGUACCCUACUGAUAUUAUGAAGUCUCUACACCAACCCAUAAUGUCAUCCCUCGAUGAAAAUAUGCUUUUGCUAGUACAGGACAAUGUUUUCCAAUUGCCUUUAGAGCUGAUCAACAACAUUUACGAUAGAGUGGACAUACUCACAAACGAGCUUAUGGUACCAUUUAUGAAGAGAAAGAUCUCCUUUUGGGACGAAACCAUUCUACAGCCUAGAAAAUCGAUAUUUCAAAACUCCAAACUCUUCCGAAGGCUCAUGCCAAGAAACAACAUGUCCUCUGGUAAUAACAGGCCUGUCACGGUAAAUCGUGAUGGUGUGUCUUAUUUCUCAGCCACCUCAAACGAGUUUUUAUUACGGAAGCUAGCCGACUGGUCAUUUAUGCUGGGCGACUUCAAAGUGGCCUACGGCACAUACGACUUACUGUCUCGAGAUUUGGAAAACCAUUUUGAAUACCUAGCAUCUUGCCUUGAAUGGUGUGCGCUCUCGGUCUUGAUGGGCGCUCAGAGCAUUGUUACCGUUAAAAUGAUUAAAAAUGAUAUCGAUCCUCUGAUCAAUCGAGCUCUGAAGUCUUACGAGUUUUGCGCGUUGAAGGCCAAAGAUAAAAAGAAGACGAAAGAACUUGCAAAUGCCAACGGCGUCACAAAGAAGGCCACCCAAGAGACUUAUAGUAAACAACAAAAAACUCUCAGCCCACAGAGUGAGCCCGAAAGCGAGGGCCCAACUGCUAUCGUUGCUGGUCAACCCGCACAAAGCUACGAAACACGAUGCAUGCUACUAGCUGCAGAGCUUUUUUUGAGUUUGAGCGAUACCUGGACCGCUACGCCCUAUGCCAUAAAAUAUUUGGAAACAAUCCUGGAUGAGUGUGCUCUAGGCUCCCUGUCGAAAGUCUUGAUUUGGGAAAGGCUUGCCUACUGUUAUGCCUUAAGAGUAGAUCCAAGAGUGAGUUCACUCAAGGCGCGAGAGAUUUUACCAACUAAUCCCUCUUUGCAAUCGAAUGUCGCAGAAGUUCAGCAUGUCGAUGAGAAGUCCGAUUCGUCGACUGAAGAAUGGGAUAGUUCUUAUAAGAUCAAGUAUGACAAUAUUGCUGCCCAAGGACUGAGCCGGAGGCGAAAAUCAGCGCUGUUUGAACUCAUUGCAGCGCGAAAGUGGUCCACUUGUCGCCAGUGGAAAAGAGCAUCAUGGUGUUUUCAAGAUAUAGAUCAAUCCUUCGAAGACUCAACAUUUGCAUUUAGAGAGGGCCUCAUUAUUCAGCGCUUACAGAAUCUGAUAGAGAUACACGAAGGACAAAGCCUGCAAGGAGACGCUAAGUAG